This is a messenger RNA of Neurospora crassa OR74A, 1538 nucleotides long. Its product is annotated as xanthine phosphoribosyltransferase 1. Gene Ontology annotation, cellular component: cytoplasm. Gene Ontology annotation, biological process: IMP salvage; hypoxanthine metabolic process; GMP salvage. The coding region runs from base 268 to 900 and encodes 210 amino acids. Gene Ontology annotation, molecular function: hypoxanthine phosphoribosyltransferase activity. The transcript has 3 exons. NCBI's taxonomy places the organism in Eukaryota, Fungi, Ascomycota, Sordariomycetes, Sordariales, Sordariaceae. The record is from RefSeq and is a predicted model, not a curated record.
ACGAGUCGUAUAUUUUUUAAAAAUUUCUCUCGUCACUGUCGCAAACCUACUUCCCGUACGUUUCCUGGUCCCGUAGUGUGUUAUAAAGCCCGUCGUCUUCGUGAGCAAUUAUUGCCUUCCAGCAUCAACUGCUUUUUCCCGUCAACUCGCGACUUCAGACUUUGGUUUGCUUAUCCGUACUGUCCUUAUCAGGAUUCCUUCGUCCCACGACCCCGCCACUCAUACCAGAUACGUUUGCGAAACGAUAAACGCAGAACAACCGUCAAAAUGGUCCAGAAGCUUUACGUUACCUACAACGAUGUGCACAACUUGUGCCAGGAGGUCGCUCCCAAGAUCCUCGAGACCUUCAACCCCCAGCUCAUGAUCGCCAUUGGCGGCGGUGGCUACGUUCCCGCCCGUAUCCUGCGCUCUUUCCUCAAGCGCCCCGGCUCUCCCAACAUCCCCAUCCAGGCCAUCGGUCUCUCCCUCUAUGAGUCUCUCGGCGAAGAUGUCGUUGAAGAGCCCGGUACCAAGGUUACCCGCACCCAGUGGCUCGAUCUCACUGCCCUUGGUUCCAUGAAGAACCUUAUCGGCAAGCGCAUCCUCAUCGUUGAUGAGGUCGAUGACACCCGCACCACCCUUGAGUACGCCGUCAAGGAGCUCCAGAAGGAUGUCGAGGCUGCCCGUCAGGCCCUCGGCGGCGGCGAGGAGACCCAGUUCGCCAUCUUCGUCCUCCACAACAAGGACAAGCCCAAGAAGGGCACUCUUCCCGAGGACAUCAUCUCCCAGGGCCGCUACUUCGCCGCUCUCACCGUCGGUGACGAGUGGAUCUGCUACCCCUGGGAGGCUGGCAACAUUGAGGAACACGACCGCAAUGCUGCCGAGGCCAAGGCCCAGAAGGCUGCCGAGGCCCAAAACUAGACGGGUGACAUCCGAUUAGAGAAGACGAAGCACAAAAGAGAUACCCAGAGAAGAAAAGUUACGCACAUACCACACCCCGAUGACGAACAGGAGGACCAAAAAGCGGCGCAUAUAGAACGGGAAGAGCAUGGAGUUGGAAUUCACAAAGGAAAGGUUACAUAUUUACGGUCAUCAUUACGGCGUCUCGGAUGAGUAUAGCGUGGCGAUGGGCAGCGAGGAUGGGGACUGAUGGGUCCGUUAUGAACUUUAGCCCGUUCGGUCACAACGUGGGGGAGCAUAGCCGACCGAUAUGACGAAUGUCUACCGGCACAACCUGAAAGGAAUCCCCCCUUGCCCCAUACCUACCUAAGAGGAAGUACUUCCGGCCCUGCCAAAGGGCUGUAAGCUUCAUCUGGUUAGCGGUAGCUAUAGUAAGGCACCACAUAAUACCCUUAACUCCCGGUGGGAUAUAUCGCUAGCUCGGGUUACGGCUUAGAUAUGUCGUCGAGCCAAAGCCAUAGGCUCGCGCCGCCUGCUAACCGCUUCGCUGCCCGCCUUGAUUCCUUUGUUUAUCGUACAAGGCAAAUAGAUCGAGAGCGUAUAUCGCGCGCAAAAAAAAAAAAGAAGUAAAAUUAUACAAAACAAGACCAACGUUUAAG